AUGUCGGUUUCGCUUCCACAACCAUCGGGUUCAGCAAAAAUAUAUGCAACAGAAAGCCCAAAUCAGUCGCAAGAGAAGACAUGGAUUUCGAAGAAGAUGUAUGUCAUAUUUGUAAGGUUUGGCUUUUUCGCUCAUUGCUCCGCAGGAUAUGUCAGAGAAAGGAAAGAAGUCUCAAAACAG
This is a messenger RNA of Acaulospora colombiana, 180 nucleotides long. The record is from the annotation of a GenBank genome assembly. Lineage: Eukaryota; Fungi; Glomeromycota; Glomeromycetes; Diversisporales; Acaulosporaceae.